Quercus lobata is the source of this 1059-nucleotide messenger RNA. RefSeq lists its product as uncharacterized. Lineage: Eukaryota; Viridiplantae; Streptophyta; Magnoliopsida; Fagales; Fagaceae. The record is from RefSeq and is a predicted model, not a curated record. Bases 1 to 1035 code for a protein of 344 amino acids. The transcript has 4 exons.
AUGGCUGAUGUUAGCGACUCUAGCAAUACUCAGAUUCUUGACUCAGCCUCAGCCCCCAUCAUCACCACCAUCUGUUUGUGUAAUGAGAUUUUUCUUUUGGGUACAAAAGUAGGAAAUGAAGCUAAUGAUGUGACAGAAGUUGGGUAUGCUAUGGCUUAUGAAGAUACUGUUGUGCUUGAUAGUCCAUUAGCUGAAACCCAGUUGGAGAAACUUGUUUUUGAUGAUGAGGUUGUGGGUGAUGGGAUUGGGGGUGCAAAGAUUGAAAGGGAAUGUGAUGGACUUGUGGAAGGGGCAGCUCAGUUCGCCUUGAAAGCGAGUGGACAUGGCAUUGGCAUCAAAUGUCUCCAACCAGGAACAAUUUGGAGCAGAUUGAAUUACAUCAAUUCUCAGGAACCUGGGGAGUCGGCUGAAGCCAAUGCACUCAGGUUUGUGGAUCACUUCUUGUCAUCUAACAAUGUUGGCAUGUCUCCAAGUGUUGGCCAUGGAAAGACUUUUAGGGAGAAAUCACUUCCUGUAUUCAGUGCAAAAGGAACUCAAAGUUUGGCAAAGAGAAUUAAACUUGGAACCGCAAUUGUAAAAACAGGAGCCCUUGAAUGGACUGAUAGUGAUCAGCAUGGAGGUGGUGAAAUUGCUAGCAAAAGGAUGGAGGCAUCUAUUGAUUUUGGAGGUUGCAGGCAGAAAUCAGUGACAAGUCAUCAGGACACCAGGAAUCUUCACAUUAAACAAGGUGGCAGCUUAGUUAAUGAGGGCAAAGAGAACAAUGAGUUCCUAAAUCUCAGUAAGGAAAUGAUGCAUUCAACUUGUGCUGAUUCAAGAUCUGCCUUAUUCAGCUCAAAAGAGAUUAACAGGACAUUACAAGUAAUUGAAAAUAACCCUGUUGAGGAAUUAGAGGAUCGGUUAGAUGCUAGCUUAACAGGACAACAGUUGGAAGCUAGCAAUAUGGAAAGAGAAACAUCUGACAUGUUUGAUAUUGGUUUUAACACUCAAGUGGCUGUUGAAGCUAUGGAAGCUCUAGCAUAUGGACAGUUAUGGUAAUGCUUAUCAAAGUCCAGAAAACAC